AUGCAGGGUCAAGAUCGUGCUCAUGACAGAGCUCUGGAUCGUGAUCGAGAUCGAGAUGGAGAUCAUUCUCAUAACAGAGCCCUAGAUUGUGGACGAGAUCGAGAUCGUUUCCGUGAUAGAACUCCAAAUAUGAAUCGGAGAAGAGAAAAACAACCAGUGAUCGAAGACGAAGUAAUGGAUGUUGAUGGGGAAAACCCACAAGUUCGAGGAAAUAGAGAUCGUGUAUUCGGCAGUCCGUUAGGGAAGAAUAACGAUCGACUGGACCCGCGAGACGGACGAACUGCAACUCCUAGUAUAGAGGAAGAAUUAUUGCGCAAUCGGCUGAACGAGGUGGAGAAAGAGAACACUCUCUUGAGACUAGAGCGUGAGAACCAGUCUCGACCUAGGACUGGUAAUCUGAACAACCAUAACGGUAGGUCUGUAUGGCAGCGCCUUGGAAGUCGAGUUAACCCGCACGCUGCUGACCGAAACAUAGAAGUGAUCGAUCUUGAUCGGUCGGAGAAAAAUCUGUUGGUCACUGGAGAUCUACUUAAACGAAGGCGUGUACGACCCCGGCAAGCAAGGACCCGGCCAGCUGCGGCUCAGCAGAGUGCGGCCAGAACUACCACCCAUUCAAAACAUCUCAGGAAUGAUAAAGAUGAGGUUCGAGAUCGUCACGAUGAGAGAGAAUCUUCGCCCGAUUACUAUGGUCGUUCGGAUCAAGGCAGAGCUGGAAGAGAACCCACUGGACCCCAAAGGAAAAGAAUGAGAUCUAAAUCUCAUAUUCCAGAGGACCAAGAUUAUGAGCAGGAAGACAGUUCCUCAGAUGGCGAUGUGGACGCAAUAACAGAAGCUCGCCUUUGCAAGAUGACCGAUAAAGUAAUGUCGAAAAAGCUUUCCAGAGAGGAAAAGAUGGACAGGUUUCAUCGAGCCGCUGGGGAUCCCUUCAAACUUAAUAUAUGA
Messenger RNA from Papaver somniferum (opium poppy), 942 nucleotides. RefSeq names its product serine/threonine-protein kinase prpf4B-like. NCBI's taxonomy places the organism in Eukaryota, Viridiplantae, Streptophyta, Magnoliopsida, Ranunculales, Papaveraceae. The transcript has a single exon. Bases 1 to 942 code for a protein of 313 amino acids. The record is from RefSeq and is a predicted model, not a curated record.